GAGUAUACCAUAUGUUUAUAAAGCCUUUUCUCGUGAGCGAUUCGGAACUUGAUAUUUCAAAUCAUUGUUGCAUAUUACACGAGUGACAACAUUCAUUUAUAAGUAAUUGUAACUAUAUAGGUCUUCACGACGCCAGCAGUUACUCGCGCGAAUCUCUUCAGCUGUUCUGAUAAUUUCUCGUAGUGUUUUAGUAGCUUAGAGAUCUACUCGUGCCUUAUUGCAAGAACAUUUCAACCACACUUCUUAAAAAAAAAAAAACGCUAUGUGAAGAAAAAAUACGAUACAGCUUCUCCGAUGCCGAAUGGGUAUUGGAAUCUAGUCAAGUCUAUUAAUUACGAAUAGCAUCUUCGCUAAGAAUGAAAUGAUCAUGUUGCGGUAGAAGAACAAAAUUUUGUGUGUUUUUUACCUUGAAAAGUAUUGAGGGUAGAAAGUGUUUGAACUACUAUGGCUGAACACCCAUUGCAUAUUUAUGCAUCGCUAUGGGAAAUUAUUUAUUUCUAGGUUCAAAUACAGUGCUAAUACUGACGAAUUACGCUUGAUCGCUACAUAUAAGAAGGCAAAGUUCGUACGUGUGAUGUUUCCUGAUAACAAGUAACGGAAGCGGGGGUGCGCUCAGUCAAUGACCACUUACAUGAGUGCGUAGGUUGCCUGGUUUUGUUUUAUCAGUGAUACGACGAAGUCGUGAGAUCAUGGACGUAAGUAGAUUAGCUUUGUAUGAUUGUGAACUAUUCUUCAAAUUAAUUAUUAAUGUUUUAUCUAAUUUAUUGCAUUUUCAUCAAAAUUUUCCGUAAUACGUCGGUCCUGUCAAGAUGGAAACCAAAAAAUUUUACCGUUCUUCCGGAAAAUUUGUGGUGGACACCAACUUCUUAGUUGGGGGUUAGUGAAGAGAUUAGUGCAAAGAUCAUGAAAAUGACAUAUAAAUCUACGAUUUGAGUAGCUUGAAUUGACACACCUGGAAAAAAUUCGGAGUGGAGGUUUGAAUCUCUGGUUGUAAAUGGCAUGUCUCUUGUAUAGCUAGUAGAUUUACUCUGAAAAAGUACCGACUCUGAAAAAGUUUUGUGAGAUCACGAAUUGCUCUCACUAUUCAUAGAAGACAUUAUUUUGUUCUUGAAACGUAUAACUAGUGUAGAACCAAGUCGGGGCUGAUUCGUCGAACAAACUAUAUUUUAUUCGAUAUAUUUUCGAUAUUAUUAAAAAAGCGACUUAUGAAAUUAUGUAAACUUGAAAUAAGUAAACGUUCAACUUUAGAGUAUUACACAAUUAGGCAUGCAAAGUGCUGAGAGUGACCAAUGGAGUUUGACGUUCGGCGUGGUAGAACAAUUCUACCUCAGACUCACUCUGAGCAAAUCCGGAAACUGACGACGCUUUAUCCUGGAGCCGAUAACGUGAACGUAGCGAUGAGAAAUCUGGUCUUCACGCAGCCGAGCGUGCUGCUGUGAACCUGUUUUUUUUUAUGAUUUGUAAGUAUUAAAAUGGACUCCAUGACCUACGAAGAGCUAUUUAACAGUGUCAAUACUCGUUCAACCAGUGGAACAGUGAAUGACUUGAUUAUAUCGACGAGAUUAAUCGUGUGGUGUUCCACCAAAUAACUCAUUAUCGAUCAUUCUUUCUUGCGUUUGGUGCUCCUCCGUAUCUGGUGCUCGUGGUUCAGAAAUUGCAUCGUUAUGACCUCAAGUUUGCGCAGUAUGGAGCUGUCGUGCGAUUAAAGCGCCUAAUCCAUGGCGCAUUAGAAGCGUUGCCACCACACGUGUUGUUCCCGCCCCGCAAUCGUGGCGUGUGCAGUCAUCACCAUGUCCUCCAGUGGCGCCCCUGGAAAAUCUUCUUCAGGGCGGCUCUCGAGGUGGCGCAAUAUCGUCAACCGCUUGAGAAGAGGUGCGCGCCACCCCUCCUCCUCCGGCAUGGGGCGGCCAGGCUUCUACAUCAACGGCGACAGCGACCCACCCCCGUCGUUGGAGGAGAUCAGAGCGUGGAGUGAAUCAUUCGAUCGACUCAUGCGCAACUCAAGCGGUCGCAGAGCGUUCAGCGAGUUCCUGAAGUGCGAGUACUCGGAAGAGAACAUCCUCUUCUGGCAGGCCUGCGAGGACCUCAAACUCGAGACCAACCCUGCCGUCGUCGAGGAGAAGGCCCGCCUCAUAUAUGAGGAUUAUAUUAGUAUAUUGUCACCUAAGGAGGUGUCGCUGGACUCGCGUGUGCGCGACAUCGUACACCGGAACAUGCGAGCGCCCACGCCCCACACCUUCGACGAGGCGCAGUCUCAGAUCUACACUUUGAUGCACCGCGACUCGUAUCCUCGCUUCAUCAAUUCUUCCAGUUAUAAAGAACUUGCUCAGUUGACCAGUAAUUGCAGUAGCGCAGGCAGAAAAGAAAGCACCUCCAGAAAGGAUAGUGCAACAUAGCUUACCCAUUUUACAUCUUGUUUGAUAUCAGCUGACCUAACUUAAGAUAACAGAUGGUCUACAUUGGCUCAGAUGGAGCCGCUGGUCGUGGUCACGGCCAUCAAUGGACGCGUGCUUUAUGAAUUUCGAGGACGUCUGCAUCGACGUCUUGCUUCUGUCAAAUUUUUCUUCAUUUGUCAUUUAGUCGCUUCAUUUUGUGCUAGUUUUGCCAUUAUUUGAGAUGUUCAGAAAUUGCCGUAGUGCUCUUUGAAAACUUGUGUUGAACGAUUUUAACAAUCGUUAGGCUCUUUUUGAUAGUGAAUUUUUCCCGGCUACUGCUUAUUUAUAAGCCAUCAAGUAGACAAGCAAAUGAUAUUACGAUUGUUUAUUCGAAUUGUUAAUGAUUCAGAUGAAUUCGAAAAUACUAAUUGAGUCAAGGAUACCAACAUUCCAAACCAGUUGUCUUUUCGGUCAUUAUUCCGUCACCGUUAAUGCCAUUAAUAUCGUGAUGGUUAAUAUUAUUUACUUCAAUGCCGUGACCAUUGAUGUCGUGACCAUGAAUUACCAUGAGAUGCACUGCCGACAGUUUGUCCACGCACUGCGAGAGUGUAACGAGUUGCUCGUGACGUACAGCUUUCGACAAAAAAAAUACCCUCAACAAACUAAUUGUUUCCCAUACUUGUAAAUACUCAUCAAAAUAUUAGCCAAAUUUAUUAACCUGAAUGUAAAUUCUGGUAAUAUUACAAAUUUCGAAUUCGGUCGACAUUUAUAACAAGUUUUUAUGUUGAAAUUUCGAAUUUUAUUGAGUGAUUUAAGAAGCUGUUUACAAUUAAUAAAUUGAUGGCCCAAUAGCCUCGAAGUUUCCCAGUAAAAACGAGCAAAUUUUCUUGAAAAUCAGAUCAAGUGACCUGAAGUGAGGCACAUUUUUUUCCGCGCUCCUGCCGACUUAUUCCUGUAGUCUAAUAGUCCACUUAAUGUCGUUCUCAAAAGACAUACUAAAAAAAGUUAUUUUCUAACACCCUCUCACUACUUAUAAACUUUAAAAUCCUGUCAAAGAAGCUGUACGUUACCAGCAAAUCAGGUCAACUCUUGAGUUUGUGACAGCCUCGAUCUUUCGAUAUCUCCAUUUCUCUUGACGUCUUUAUAUUGUAAUUAUUGCAAUGAUUGUCUCAAUGGUUGUUAAGUGAUAGAUGAGACGACAUCUGCUAACGUUAGGCUCGUAAAAGUUCUGUUUACAUCAAUAAAUUCGUAGCAAGUAGCACCCCGAUGUUCUCCCUCAUCACGUCUGUAUUUAUUACAACCCUCAUUCCUAUAUACACUCAGAAAAAUGAGUGAGACGUUGUCCAAACAGCGAUGCACUCUCUGUUUAUGUGCGGGUCAUCCUCAUACAGUUUGGUCCGGCAUAUAAGUGCGGUGUUUCAGUGCUACGUACCUGCAGAGAGUGUGUCACUUAUUGAACAACAUAACUCGUUCAUUUAUGUUAUUAUCCUACUUCAGCCUCCGAGACGAGACUGGUGAUGUUCGGUCUCUUCAUAAUAUCACUGAACACUCCUUCGCUUUAUGCCUUUUUGCCUUCAUGAACAGUUGCUUCACUUUAUUUUCAGACGAAUCUUCCUUCAAACCGAGCUUAUGUGAUGAACGAAUUACUCGGUGAAUCAAUUUCUUUAAUUAAAUAAUUUGCUAGAAUGAUUCUGGU
Molecule: messenger RNA, 4071 nt
Organism: Hyalella azteca
Lineage: Eukaryota; Metazoa; Arthropoda; Malacostraca; Amphipoda; Hyalellidae
Product: regulator of G-protein signaling 20-like
Exons: 5
Coding region: 1791-2396 (201 amino acids)
Source: RefSeq, a predicted model, not a curated record